Molecule: messenger RNA, 483 nt
Organism: Purpureocillium lilacinum
Lineage: Eukaryota; Fungi; Ascomycota; Sordariomycetes; Hypocreales; Ophiocordycipitaceae
Molecular function (GO): carbon-sulfur lyase activity
Source: RefSeq, a predicted model, not a curated record
AUGGACGCGCGAUGCCAGUGCGGCUCCGUCGCCUUCAAGACGCCCCUGCCCGAGCCUCUCGCUCUCUACAUCUGCCAUUGCGCCGAGUGCCGUCGCCAGACCAGCUCCGCCUUCGGCACGUCGGCCAUCUUCCCGCGGUUCAAGCUGCCCGAUAGCGAUCUGCUGAGCUGCUACGCUCGACCGACCCCGUCCGGACAAACGCUGUAUUGUUACUUCUGUCGCAACUGCGGGACCCGCCUCUUUCACACAACACCGGCCAAGAACGUCGUCUCCGUCAAGGGCGGCUGCAUUGAGGGUCUCGAUUGGAAAAAGGCCAUCCACCUCUGGACCAAGAGCGCCAUGGUGCCCAUCCCGGAGGGCUCCGAGACGCACUCCGAGACCAGUGGCAGCAGCACCGAUUACGGCCCCUCGCAAGAAGUACUAGAUCAGCCGGAUGAUGUGCCCGAUUCACCUGGCGCGCUCAUGGGAAGCGGCGGCUGCUGA